AUGAACGUUAGACCCUUCUCUUCUCUCAUCACGAGAAGCCCCGCUCUCACCAUCAUCCCUCGCUCGCCCAACCCAUUGAGAUCCCAUCACCGCACCAAAUCAGACCUCGCCACCUACGUCUCUCAGCUCCAGCUCUGCGCCCUUCGGCGUCAUCUCCCCAAGGCCCGCGAGGUCCACGCCCGCCUCCUCGCCACCGGCCUUCACGCCUCCCCCUUCGCCGUCACCGCCCUCAUCACCCUCUAUUCCCGCUGCGCCCGUCCCGCCGACGCCCUCGCCGUAUUCCGCUCAGCCACCGGCCCUCCCAACCUCUUCUUCUGGAACGCUGCCAUCGCCGCCCUCGCCUCCAAUGGCCUCCCCGCUGAUGCCCUCCUCCUCUUCCGCAGCCUCCGCUCCGAGGCCGCCCUUCCCCCCGACGAGUUCACCUACCCCUGCGCCAUUAAAGCCUGCUCCGACCUCGGUGCCACGGCCGAGCUCAGGAAGAUCCACGCCGAGCUCUUCAAGGCGGCCUUUGAUACUGAGGUCUUCACCUCAAGUGCUCUGAUCCAUUCGUAUCUAACAUUGGGCUUCGUGGACGACGCUCAGAGGGUGUUCGACGAGUUGCCCGAGAGAGAUGUGGUCCUCUGGAAUGCCAUGGUUAAUGGCUUCGCCCAGAGGGGCCAGUUCGCCAUGGCUCUCGAUUACUAUCGCCGCAUGGUGCAUGAAGGUAUACUUCCAAGUAAAUUCACCGUCACCGGGAUCCUCUCGGUCUUCACCGCCACCGCCGACCUGAAAAAUGGUAGAAAGAUCCAAGCUUUUGCCACGAAAUUUGGGUACGACUCCGAGGUGGCGGUCGCCAAUGCUCUCAUCGACCUUUACGGCAAGUGCCAUGCUGUGGAGGCGGCGGCGGAGGUUUUCGAGUCCAUGCCGGAGAGGGACCUCUUCUCCUGGAACUCCAUGAUCUCCGCCCGCCAGUACUCCGCUGACCAUCUCGAGACCCUCCGGCUCUUCGGCCGGAUGCGGCGUGCCGGGGUCCCGCCGGACCCUGUGACCCUCGCGGCCGUCCUCCCGGCGUGCUCACAGAUGGCGGCCCUCUCGCUCGGCCGCGAAAUCCACGGGUACAUGGUCGCGAGCGGCAUGAGGAGUAGCGAAGGAGACGUGUUCGUCGACAACGCGCUGAUGGACAUGUACGCUAAGUGCGGGGCUCUGGAGAAUGCGCGGAGAAUGUUCGACGGAAUGCGGGAGAGGGACGUGGCCUCGUGGAACAUAAUGAUAGACGGGUACGCAGCGCACGGGCGGGGCCGGGAGGUGCUGGGGCUGUUCGAGGGAAUGGCGGCGGCGGGGGUGGCACCGGACGAGGUGACGUUCGUGGGGGUGCUGGCGGCGUGCAGCCACUCGGGGAUGGUGGAGGAGGGGCGGGAGGUGCUGAGGCGGAUGGUGGCGGAGUUCGGUGUGGCGCCGGCGGCGGAGCACUGGGCGUGCGUGGCAGACAUGCUGGGGCGGUCAGGGCGGCUGGAGGAGGCGCGGGUGGUGGCGGAGGUGGCGGGAGAGGCGGGGCGGGGGCGUGGAGGGCGUACCUGGCGGCGUGCUGGGCGAAGGGGGAGGCGGGGCGGGCGGCGGAGGCGGGCGGAGAGGGUGGUGGGAUUGGAGCCGGCGGGGAGCGGGGGGUGGGUGCUGCUAGCGAAUACGGCUCGGGGGGGUGGGGAGGUGGGGAGAGGUGGCGGGGGUGCGGCGGGAGAUGAGGCGACGCGGGGUGAAGAAGGCGCCCGGGUGUAG
This is a messenger RNA of Elaeis guineensis (African oil palm), 1752 nucleotides long. RefSeq names its product pentatricopeptide repeat-containing protein At3g14730. Gene Ontology annotation, biological process: RNA modification. The record is from RefSeq and is a predicted model, not a curated record. Lineage: Eukaryota; Viridiplantae; Streptophyta; Magnoliopsida; Arecales; Arecaceae. Gene Ontology annotation, molecular function: RNA binding; protein binding.